Molecule: messenger RNA, 972 nt
Organism: Solanum pennellii
Lineage: Eukaryota; Viridiplantae; Streptophyta; Magnoliopsida; Solanales; Solanaceae
Product: probable rhamnogalacturonate lyase C
Exons: 7
Coding region: 1-972 (323 amino acids)
Molecular function (GO): carbohydrate binding
Source: RefSeq, a predicted model, not a curated record
AUGAAUCAAGAAGUUGCAAGUUGGCCUUAUGAAUUUGCACUUUCAAAAGACUACAUCAAAUCUAAUCAAAGAGGAACUGUCAGAGGCCAACUAUUUGUCAAUGACGGUAAACAAAAUGUGGCAGCAUCCAAUGCUUAUGUAGGAUUAGCACCACCAGGAGAAGCUGGAUCUUGGCAAACAGAAAACAAAGGGUAUCAGUUUUGGACUAAAACUGAUGGUAAAGGAAAUUUCAUCAUAGAAAAUGUCAUAUUCGGUACAUAUAAUUUGUAUGCAACAGUUCCAGGUUUUAUCGGGGAUUACAAAUACACUUCAAAUAUAAAAGUUACUCCAGGUUCAAAUAUUAAAUUAGGUACUUUGAUUUAUAAACCUCCAAGAAAUGGAGCUACAAUUUGGGAAAUUGGUAUACCAGAUAGAAGUGCUGCUGAAUUUUUUAUUCCAAAUCCACCUUCACAAUUCAAAGUUCACAAAUACAAAAAUAAUUCUGAAACAAAAUUUAGACAAUAUGGUUUGUGGGAACAAUAUGGUGUUUUAUAUCCUAAAAAUGAUCUUGUCUACAAUGUUGGGACUAGCAAUUACUCAAAAGAUUGGUUUUAUGCUCAAGUUACGAGGAAAAUAGGAAUUAAUACAUAUAACGGUACUACAUGGAAAAUUAUAUUUAACCUUGCCAAUGUUAAUAUUGCCUCAAAUUACACACUCCAAUUGGCUCUUGCUGCAGCUGAGGAAGCUGACCUACAUGUUCUUAUUAACGAUGAAAAAUUACAAGAACCUCAUUUUUCGACUGGACAUAUAGGAGGAAGUAAUGCGAUCGCAAGACAUGGAAUUCAUGGAUUAUAUUGGAUUUAUAGCAUUGGAAUACAAGGCAAAUUGCUUGUCAAUGGAGCCAACACAAUUUUUCUUAUACAAUCAAGUGGUCUCUCCCCAUUUGAAGGUGUAAUGUAUGAUUAUAUUCGUUUGGAAGGACCUCAUCAGUAA